Molecule: messenger RNA, 456 nt
Organism: Botrytis sinoallii
Lineage: Eukaryota; Fungi; Ascomycota; Leotiomycetes; Helotiales; Sclerotiniaceae
Exons: 3
Coding region: 1-456 (151 amino acids)
Source: RefSeq, a predicted model, not a curated record
AUGAUUGCCAAACCAAUGUUGUCAUCGAUGUUCCGACAGGCUGCCCGCCCCGCGGUAUUUGCCUCCAAAUUCUCGACCCCUCGAUUCUCCCCCAUCGCAUCCAGAUAUCUUUCUACAGAAGUUCGCAAGCAGAUUGAUCAAGUUGUUGGCUCAAAGCCAGUUGUCCUUUUCAUGAAAGGCACACCAGAAAACCCAAUGUGUGGCUUCUCAAAGGCAACUAUUCAGAUCUUGAGCCUGCAAGGCUUGAACCCAGAGAAGUUUGCUGCUCUUAAUGUACUUGAGGAUGAAGGUUUAAGACAAGGAAUCAAAGAAUACUCCGAGUGGCCAACCAUACCCCAACUUUAUGUCAACAAGGAAUUUAUCGGUGGAUGUGAUAUUUUGGUCGCAAUGCACCAAAAUGGAGAACUAGCAAAGGUUUUGGAAGAGAACAAGGUCUUGGUUGAGGAAUCAUCAUAA